This is a messenger RNA of Cicer arietinum (chickpea), 2025 nucleotides long. RefSeq names its product sorting nexin 2A-like. NCBI's taxonomy places the organism in Eukaryota, Viridiplantae, Streptophyta, Magnoliopsida, Fabales, Fabaceae. The record is from RefSeq and is a predicted model, not a curated record. Gene Ontology annotation, molecular function: phosphatidylinositol binding.
GUCGUAACUCGUGACACAUAAGAAAAACGGGCUUCUCAACUUAUUAUUAGGUGGCACCCAUGUGAUUGAUUAUUCAACUAUCCAAACCCACAACAGCUUAUCUAUUUCCGAGUCAACUCACCAAAAAUCCCGAGUCACUACUCAAACUCACUCGUUCUUCGCUUUCUCACAAUCCUCUUCACCAUGAACCACCGCAAAUCCAUUUCCGAUCAAACCACAACCUCUUAAUUGAAAUCGAAGCAAAAAAUAAAAAUAAAAAUAAAAAUAAAAAUGAUGAAUCAAGAUCACGUUCUUCGCGCUUCUCAAGAUGACGAAAUGGAGUCUUUGGUUCUUCACGACGACAACGACUCCUCCGGUAAUUCUCAACAACCGCAAAGCCCUAAAUCCCCUUUCAAUUCGUUUCUUGAUCCUCCCUCUUACGCCGAAGCAAUCUUCACUUCGUUCGAUUCCAACGGUCAUGAUCAAACCCUAGAACCGUCGCCCCGAUCCGGAUCCGAAUCCGAUUACAUCCAAAUCAUGGUUUCCGAUCCUCAAGAGGAGCAAGAGCUAACAAACUCGCUCGUUCCUGGUGGAACCACCUACCAUACUUACCUCAUCACGACGAGAACCAAUAAGCCCGAAUUCGGCGGUGUAGGAUCCGAGUUCAGUGUAAGGAGAAGAUUCCGGGAGGUUGUUACAUUAUCGGAGCGGUUAUCGGAGGCGUAUCGUGGUUACGUGAUUCCGGUGAGGCCGGAGAAGAGUUCGGUGGAGAGGAAAGUCAUGCAGAAGGAGGAGUUUGUUGAACAGAGGAGAGUUGCUUUGGAGAAGUAUUUGAAGAAGUUAGGGUCACACCCUGUGAUUGGGAAGAGUGAGGAAUUGAAAUUGUUUUUGGAAGUUCAGGGGAAGUUACCGUUGAUGAGGAGCACCGAUGUUGCGUCCAGGAUGCUCGACGGAGCGGUGAGGCUUCCUCGGCAGCUUUUUGGUGCUGAGCCUGUUGCUGUUGAUUUGAAUGAUGUGGUUCAGCCUGCUAAGAGUGGGAGGGAUUUGCUUAGGAUUUUCAAGGAGUUGAAACAGUCUGUUACUAAUGAUUGGGGUGCUGCUAAGCCAUUGGUUGUUGAAGAAGAUAAGGACUUUAUGGAGAAGAAGGAUAAGUUGAUGGAGUUUGAACAACAACUUAGCAAUGUAUCUCAGCAGGCUGAAUCCCUUGUCAAGUUUCAGCAAGACAUGGGUGAAACAAUGGGUGAGCUGGGGUUGGCUUUUGUGAAACUUACUAAAUUUGAGACUGAAGAAGCCCUUUUCGAAACUCAGAGAGUACGAGCUGGUGACAUGAGAAACGUAGCAACUGCAGCUGUCAAAUCAAGCAGGUUAUAUAGAGAGCUGAAUACGCAAACAAUCAAACAUCUGGAUAAACUACAUGAAUAUCUUGGGACAAUGCUAGCCAUCAACAAUGCAUUUUCCGACCGAUCAAGUGCAUUGUUGACGGUUCAAACACUCUCAUCAGAACUAGCUUCUUUACAUUUGCGGAUUGAGAAGCUUGAAGUUGCCUCAUCCAGAAUAUUUGGCGGAGACAAGUCUAGAAUGCGGAAAAUUGAAGAGUUGAAAGAAGCUGUUAGAGUAACUGAGAGUGCAAAAAAUUGUGCAGAUAGAGAGUAUGAACGAAUCAAGGAAAAUAACAGGAGUGAGCUUGAAAGAAUUGACAAGGAGAGGCAAACUGACUUCCAAAGCAUGCUGCGAGGGUUUGUUGUCAAUCAGGCAGGCUAUGCAGAGAAGAUGGCUGCUGUGUGGGAGAAGCUUGCGGAAGAAACAGCUACAUACUCAAGAGACAGCAGCUAAAAUGUACUUGGCUGUAAAUUUUUGUUUUCAUCCUUUUAUGCUACUUUCUAGAUUUUUAUUCCAUUAGGUUUUUAAUCAUAUGUAGUAUAAAGAUACUCUGAACAUUUGGCAAACAUAAUUUUAACUAACCAGAGUUGUACAUGCAAGCACAUAUUAUUGUUUAUUGACGUUCAAUUUUUCAAUGUUGAAAUGGUCGAUAUUUCAACGUGGAAA